Populus nigra (black poplar) is the source of this 1752-nucleotide messenger RNA. RefSeq names its product FCS-Like Zinc finger 10-like. The transcript is spliced from 3 exons. NCBI's taxonomy places the organism in Eukaryota, Viridiplantae, Streptophyta, Magnoliopsida, Malpighiales, Salicaceae. The coding region runs from base 246 to 1481 and encodes 411 amino acids. The record is from RefSeq and is a predicted model, not a curated record.
AAGCUCACUCAGCUUUGCUGAUUUUGAGGCCUGAGAGAGAGAGAGAGAGAGAGAUAAAGGAGUGUUGUGCAAGUUUCAAUAGUAUACAAAUGAACACCCCUAGAAAUUGACAAAAACCUAUAUUUUUCUGUUCACCGCUCUGUGUCUUUUCUUUAAAACAUCACCUGUCUGUGGUUUAUAGAGGAAGAAAAGGAGAGCUCAGAUAAAGUGGGGAUUUUGGUGUUUCCAAGAAGGGUUUUGAGGUGAUGUUGAGGAAGAGAACCAGGUCGCUCCAGAAAGAUCAACAAAUGGGUCAGUUGACAAUGUCUGAUUCUGGUUCCGAGUCACAUUUCCAGUCUGAUAACAUGGGGCACAAUAACAAAGCUAACUCCUUUUUCACUGUCCCUGGCCUGUUUGUUGGGUCAAGUCUUAAGGGUUUAUCAGAUUGUGAUUCUGUUAGGAGUCCAACAUCUCCUCUAGAUUUUAGGAUGUUUUCGAAUAUAGGAAAUCCCAGUAAGUCCCCCAGGUCAUCUCAUGGCGGGCAACGGAAGAGCUGGGAUUGUAAUAAAGUAGGUUUGAGCAUUGUAGAUUCACUUGAUGAUGAUGGGAAAGGAUCCGGCAAGGUCCUCCGAUCAUCGGAGAGUAAGAACAUUCUUUUUGGACCCCGAGUACGAAGUAAAACCCCAAACUUUCAAUCCCGUACUGAUUCUUUUCAAGCACCGAAGUCUUUGCCAAGAAAUUUUGCAAUUUUCCCUCGUACCCCUACCAAAUCUCCCCUUCUAAAGGGCAGCUCUGAUGUUCUUUUUGAAAUUGGAGAAGAUCCAUCAGAUUCAGAGCCCUUUGGAAAGAUCCGGUCAUGUUCAUUGGACUCUUGCAGGUCAUUUUCAUCCCUGUCUCGGUUGGCUGGCCAGAACUCAAAAGCAAGUUCUGGGAAUUUUUGCUUCGAUAACGUAACUACCCGAGGCGAAUGUCCUCAAUUAUUUGGAGGAAGCCCAAAUUCAAACAACUUUUCGAACACAAAUUUGACUUUUACCCCAAUGUCGGUUAACUCUGGCAACGGAUUCAUCGGUUCUCUCUCUGCAAGUGAGAUUGAGCUUUCUGAGGAUUAUACAUGUGUGAUUUCACAUGGUCCCAACCCGAAAACAACUCAUAUUUACGGUGACUGCAUUUUGGAAUGUCAAUCUAAUGACUUGAGUAAUUUUGGCAAGAACGAAGCAAAGGAGAUUGGAUUGCCCCAGGUUGUUACUUGCUCAAAAAUCCCAGGUUCAUUUCCCUCCAAAGUUUUCUUGAGCUUCUGUUACUAUUGCAACAAGAAAUUGGAUGAGGGAAAAGACAUUUACAUAUACAGAGGCGAGAAAGCAUUCUGCAGUUUGAGUUGCCGUUCAGAGGAGAUCAUGAUCGAUGAAGAGUUGGAGAAUACCACCCAUAAAUCUUCCGAGUGUGUUCUCAUGUCAGGCGAAGGGGAGGGGCUUUUCGAAACUGGCAUCAUUGAUGCUCCAUGAUGCCCAUGAUCAGUGAAACUAAUGCGGAGGUAGACGCCCCUGAUCAUCUGUUUUCAAAGAGCUGUUUAUGUGCAUCUCUUAGCAGCCAUGGAUGAUCGUUUUGUACAUUGUUCCCUUCGAUGUUUGUGUUUCACCAUUCAUGGCCAUAACCAAUGGCUCUCAUUUGGCUAGUUGUUGCUUUCCAUAAUCCAGGCUUGUAUUGCCUUACAAUUCAUGUAAAACUGUUGCAGCUGAUUUUUAUAGCUGCUCGAUUUGAUUCUUCCUUCUUUAA